AUGUCGACAGUAAAAAUUAAAAAAUAUCAUCCAGCUGAUGUCCUGUACGGAAAAUGUGAUAAUCAGCCAGUUAUUGUUGAAGCUAUACAAUUUCAUGGAGUUAAAACUACUAAAAAUGAUGCACUACUGAAAGAAAUUGGAUAUCUGUACACAGUUUCAUCACUUCCGGAAUUGAUACGAUGCUGCGAUCUAGCUGCCAAACAUCUUCGAGAAGUUGGACUUAUGGACAGCGUCACUCCACUGAUUGAUACAGCAAAUGGAAAGCGGGGCAAAUAUGUAGUUGAUUUUAUAAUAAAGGAGCCGAAGUCAUUCACCUUAGGCAUUAAGGCUGGAGUGACCAGUCGAGGCGAAACUGAUUAUUCAUUGAAUGCAGGUAAAGAAAGUUUUGGAGGACGUGGUGAAUCGGUGAAUGCGUACUAUUCCUAUACUUUCGAGGGUAAUCAAACUUUCAAUGUUUCAAUGGCAAAGCCUUUUUUGGGCUGGCAGAAGUAUGCUAAUGUGGGAUUUUCUUUGUAUCGAAGUUUGGGCAAUUUACCGUGGAAUCUCAGUAAUACGCAGGAAACUGGAUUGGUACUGCAAUAUAAUGGUCAGUUAUGGAACAGGAAACUUCACCAUAAUAUGAAAUUGAAUACGAUCUGGCGAAAAUUUUGUCCAGCAGAAAAAGCAGCAUUUUCGGUUCGGGAGCAUGCAGGCUAUACAAUGAAGUGUUCAGUGCAGAAUUCGUUGGCUUAUGAUACACGAGACCGACCACUUCUUGCUACAGAAGGUGUUUUACUGAAAGUUGCUCAGGAAUACGCAGGCCUUCUUGGUGAUGCAGCAUUUGUCAAACAUCAGUUUGAUGCUCAAGCAGCAACCCCAUUAUUCAUGGGUAUGUUCCUGAGUGCUUCAUGCCAGUUUGCGAUUAUCAAUACAUUAGCCGCUCAUCGCUCAGUACACCUAUUGGAUCGUUUGUAUGUCGGUGGGCCUCAUGAUGUUCGUGGAUUUGGAUGGAAUACAAUAGGGGGGCGAGCCGACAGUUCAUCAUGUGUUGGAGGAGCGACUUCUGCUAUUGGAGUUUUGCAUAUUUAUAGGCCACUUUUUCCACCAGAAAUGUUGUUUGCGCAUGCAUUUAUUGCUGGAGGAACUGUAGCGUCGACCGAUUCUCGACAUCGAUUCCGUGACAUGUCAAAUGCUGUACGUGUUAGUGCUGGAUUAGGGCUGACAUUUUUAAUCAAAAAUUUUGUUCGGAUUGAAUUGAAUUAUGUUAUUCCAUUGAAGUACAUGUCAGGCGACCAGUGUGGGGCAUCUUUUCAGGUGGGUGCUGGUCUUAACUUCUUGUAG
Cercopithifilaria johnstoni is the source of this 1320-nucleotide messenger RNA. The record is from the annotation of a GenBank genome assembly. NCBI's taxonomy places the organism in Eukaryota, Metazoa, Nematoda, Chromadorea, Rhabditida, Onchocercidae.